Molecule: messenger RNA, 1118 nt
Organism: Fulmarus glacialis (Northern fulmar)
Lineage: Eukaryota; Metazoa; Chordata; Aves; Procellariiformes; Procellariidae
Gene: COQ7
Product: coenzyme Q7 homolog, ubiquinone (yeast)
Exons: 5
Biological process (GO): ubiquinone biosynthetic process; regulation of gene expression; determination of adult lifespan
Cellular component (GO): nucleus; mitochondrial inner membrane
Molecular function (GO): 3-demethoxyubiquinol 3-hydroxylase activity
Source: RefSeq, a predicted model, not a curated record
GUCUCCGCGGGAGAUGGCCUUUGCCCGCCGGAGGGGUUUCCCUCAGGCCCUGCAGCACGCGGGUGGCUCUGGAGGGCAUCAACAAGCCCGUCAUAGACCGCAUCAUACGGGUGGACCACGCGGGGGAGUACGGGGCGAAUCGCAUUUAUGCGGGGCAGAUGGCCGUCUUGGGUAGAUCAAGUGUGGGACCGAUUAUCCAGCAAAUGUGGAAUCAAGAAAAAGACCACCUGAAAAAGUUCAAUGAACUAAUGGUUGCGUACAGAGUUCGACCUACUGUUUUAUUGCCUUUUUGGAACGUAGCAGGUUUUGUUUUAGGGGCUGGAAGUGCUUUACUUGGAAAGAAAGGUGCAAUGGCUUGCACAGUGGCAGUGGAAGAGAGUAUAUCAGAUCACUACAACAGCCAGAUCCGAACUCUUAUGGAGGAAGAUCCAGAAAAGUACAAAGAACUAUUGCAGGUAAUAAAGCAAUUUCGGGAUGAUGAACGGGAGCACCAUGACAUUGGGCUUGAGCAUGAUGCAGAAGCGGCACCGGCUUACUCAGUUUUGAAGACCGCUAUACAACUUGGAUGCAAAGCUGCAAUAUUUUUAUCAGAAAGAAUUUAGUGAUAUUUUCCAUAAUGUUUGUGGCAAUAAACUGUGACACAAAGGUGUAUGGAAAUUGCAGAAGACUGAUAGUUAUUUUAUUAAGCCUUUUAAAAUUUUCUUCACUAAGCAUCCGAUUCAGCCAUCCUUUGUCACAUUGAGUACCCAUUCAAAAAGUAUCUAUAUUAAAAUCAGUUGAGCUAAAUGUGAAUAAAGGUGGCAGAAUUGGGUCCGUAUGAACUACACCUCCAUAUUCAGAGACUGUUCACAAGGUGGCAGCAAAAUAUGUAUGUAUAUACAUGAUUUCUAUGUAUAAUAUGUGUGUGUGUGUGUGUAUACACACACAUAAAAAUAAGUACAUUCUCUGUUGCCUUCAAAUUUAUAUGUACUUGAAAUAAGCUGGAGCUCCUCAGCUCAUUUUAAAAUGGUUAAUACUGACUAAGUAGGAUAUUUGAGUUCUAUUUUCAGGGUAAAUAAAUGCAGUACUAGUAAGUAUUUCUUUUCAGUCCAUCUUGAAUAAAGAUUGGUAUUAUAAGA